Molecule: messenger RNA, 1155 nt
Organism: Orbicella faveolata
Lineage: Eukaryota; Metazoa; Cnidaria; Anthozoa; Scleractinia; Merulinidae
Product: adenosine receptor A2a-like
Biological process (GO): G protein-coupled receptor signaling pathway
Cellular component (GO): plasma membrane
Molecular function (GO): G protein-coupled receptor activity
Source: RefSeq, a predicted model, not a curated record
AUGGGUUUCUUCAUACUUGCCGUAACGGGUGUUAUAAUCGCCGAAUGGUCGGACACCGUCGCUUGUAUUGAUAUUGGAGCCAAGGUGGUACCUGCCCUUCCACCAGCAAGUUGCGUGUCGGUGUGCAAAUGGGACGUUUCAAUGGUGGUUUGCACUGUGCUGGUUACAGCGGCCGCGAUUGUUCCUGUUGAUAAAAGCCUCCAUAUCGAUGCUUGUACUAGUCUUUGGUGUGGUAUCAGAACAAGUGCAAUGGACUUCACACACUGGAAUACUUUCUGGACAGUAACAUUUAGUUUGACAGCCAUAGUGGUAACCACAGGUAACCUUAUCACCACUAGAAUGUUCCUGAAAAGAAGACUCCGGAAACGUCCACACUUCUUGUUAAUUAGUUUGGCCAUCGCAGAUAUGUUGGUGGGAGCCUUAUCGGUUCCUCUGUACAUUGCUGUUGGGAUUCACUCGAACAAGCUUCUUCUGAAUCUUUCAUUCCAAUGUGUGGACAUUUUCACGGGAGUGAUCUCCAUCUUUACACUGGCGAGUAUUUCACUGGAAAGAAUGCACGCCAUCGUCUGGCCUUUUCGUCACCGCGCACUGACGUCAAAUUUUUACAAAUGUGUCAUUGGUAUCCCGUGGAUCGUAGGUUUGUUGGGAAUUUUAUCCCGCGUGCUUCUGCAUUUCUACAUGAUAUCACCAUUGGCCUUUUUUGUCAUAAUAAACGCAUCCGUGUCAACCCCUCUUCUGUUCACGUCCAUGGCAUACUUUGUGAUGUGGAGGAAACACAGGUGCCGACAUCCUGACAUGCCUCAGGCAGCUGGUCGCGAUGAGAAAUUGGCAAAAACAUUGUUUCUUAUCACCGGAGCGUUCAUUAUCACCUGGCUGCCUUUCCAUGUUAUUAACAUCGUUAUUUUCUUUUGUUUGCCUUGUCGAAGCUUGCCAUAUUUAAUGAUUCAUAUCAUGAAGGUGUUGCAAUUUAGUAACUCGUUCAUCAAUGUUAUUGUCUAUCCUUUAAGAAUUUCGGAAUACAAGGAAAUCCUGCUUGAAACAUUGACUUAUUCUUUAGCAUGUUUUACGUCCUAUCGAAUCGAAGGUACAGGAAUAGAGCAAACGACUCCAGAUAAAACUUCAUCGAGCUCUCGCAAUCAUAGCACAUACGUCUAG